This is a messenger RNA of Cicer arietinum (chickpea), 2643 nucleotides long. RefSeq lists its product as uncharacterized. The record is from RefSeq and is a predicted model, not a curated record. Gene Ontology annotation, biological process: proteolysis. Gene Ontology annotation, molecular function: serine-type endopeptidase activity; oligopeptidase activity. NCBI's taxonomy places the organism in Eukaryota, Viridiplantae, Streptophyta, Magnoliopsida, Fabales, Fabaceae. Gene Ontology annotation, cellular component: cytosol.
GUGAUGAAUAGAAUAUAGAUUAAGUGGGAGAGAGGGAAUAGUGAUAUCCGAAAUGUUACUAUGAGAAAUCAGUAAUUUUAUGAAUUAUUUAACGUCUACCUUCGUUCACAAUUCUAUCAUUGUUUUCUUCAUCUUCUUCGCAAUACCAUAGCAUGGCUACCCUAAACGAACCCUUGCAAUAUCCCUCUACUCGCAGAGACGACUCUAUCGUCGAUCACUAUCACGGCGUCAAAAUCUCCGACCCCUAUCGAUGGCUCGAAGAUCCUGAUGCUGAAGAAGUGAAAGAGUUUGUUGAAAAACAAGUUCAACUCACCAAUUCCGUGAUUAAAAAAUGCGAAACUAGACCAAAGCUUAACGAAACAAUCACAAAGCUAUUUGAUCAUCCUCGUUAUGAUGCUCCUUUUAAACGAGCUGACAAGUACUUUUACUUCCAUAACACUGGUCUUCAGCCACAGAACAUUCUCUAUGUUCAGGACAGCUUGGAGGGAGAGCCAGAGGUUUUGCUUGACCUUAAUGCUUUAAGCGAGGACGGAACUGUAGCGUUGAGCACAUAUUCAGUGAGUGAAGAUGCCAAGUACCUGGCUUAUGCGCUAAGUUCCAGCGGUAGCGAUUGGGUGACUAUAAAAGUUAUGCAUAUCAAGGACCAAAAUGUUGAGCCUGAUACUUUAUCAUGGGUUAAAUUUUCCUCCAUUAGUUGGACACAUGAUAGCAAAGGAUUCUUUUAUAGCCGCUAUCCAGCACCCAAAGAGGGAGAAGUGGUAGAUGCUGGGACUGAAACAAACUCUAACCUUUAUCACGAGCUCUAUUAUCAUUUUCUGGGUACGGAUCAAUCAGAAGAUAUUUUGUGCUGGAAAGAUCUUGCAAACCCUAAAUAUACUGUGGGGGGAGUUGUUACUGAUGAUGGGAAGUAUCUCCUCCUCUAUAUUGGAGAAGGGUGUGAUCCAGUUAACAAACUUUACUACUAUGACAUGUAUGAUCAACCCAGCGUACUGGAAAACUUUCGGAGUGAAAACUCCCCCCUCCCUUUCGUCAAACUAAUCGAUAAUUUUGAUGCAAAGUAUGAUUACAUUGCAAAUGAUGACACUGUGUUUACAUUUUUAACUAAUAAAGAUGCUCCAAAAUAUAAACUAGUCCGAGUAGAUUUGAAGAAACCAAACGCUUGGGCUGAUGUUCUCCGAGAGUCUGAAAAAGAUGUACUUGAGUCAGCAUGUGCUGUGAAUGGUAACCAACUGAUAGUAAGUUACUUGAGUGAUGUGAAGCAUCUUCUACAAGUAAGAGAUUUAAAAACAGGUUCCUUGCUGCAUCAACUGCCAAUUGACAUUGGCACAGUUUAUGAGAUUUCUGCACGGCGCGAAGAUAAUGUGGUUUUCAUUAGCUUUACAAGCUUUCUAACUCCUGGUAUCGUCUAUCAGUGCAACCUGGGAACAGGGGUUCCUGAUCUGAAGAUACUGCGUGAAAUUGCGGUCCCUGGGUUUGAUCGCUCUGAAUUUCAUGUCAAUCAGGUUUUUGUCCCUAGUAAAGAUGGUACCAAGAUCCCAAUGUUCAUUGUUGCCAAAAGGGAUAUUGUUUUGGAUGGUUCGCACCCGUGCCUUUUAUAUGGAUAUGGUGGUUUUAACAUCAGUAUUACACCGUCCUUCAGUGUUAGUCGCAUUGUACUCACAAAACAUUUAGGUGUUGUGUACUGCAUUGCAAAUAUUCGUGGUGGUGGAGAAUAUGGGGAGGAAUGGCAUAAUGCAGGUUCCCUUGCAAGAAAACAGAAUUGCUUUGAUGACUUCAUAUCUGCAGCCGAAUACCUUAUAUCUACUGGUUAUACCCAACCCCGAAAGUUAUGCAUUGAAGGUGGAAGCAACGGCGGACUUCUUGUUGGUGCUUGUAUAAAUCAGAGACCUGAUCUCUUUGGCUGCGCAUUGGCUCAUGUUGGCGUUAUGGACAUGCUACGGUUCCACAAAUUUACCAUAGGUCAUGCUUGGACCUCAGAUUAUGGUUGUGCAGACAAGGAGAAAGAGUUUCAUUGGCUAAUCAAGUACUCACCAUUACAUAAUGUCCGGAGACCGUGGGAACAGCAUCCUGACCAGUCAAUUCAAUACCCAUCCACCAUGUUGUUGACGGCAGAUCAUGAUGAUCGAGUUGUGCCGCUACACUCAUUGAAGCUAUUAGCGACCAUGCAGUAUGUACUAUGUAAUAGUUUGGAGAAAAGUCCCCAGACAAACCCUAUAAUUGGCCGCAUCGACUGCAAGGCCGGACAUGGAGCGGGUCGUCCAACACAGAAAAUGAUCGAUGAAGCUGCUGAUCGGUACAGUUUUAUGGCUAAAAUGUUAGAAGUGCAUUGGAUUGAAUAGAGCUCACUGGUUCACAAAAGUAGAGAUAAGAAUAUUAGUUUCUUUCAGGCUCUACUGCCGUACCAAUUUAUAUAUCUGUUCUUCACUUCUUACAAGAAAACAUCUUGAACAUGCGAUUGUCAAUCAUUUAUUUCGAUUUUUUUCUCAAUUAAUAUUUGAAAUUGUUAAAAAACAUUGGUACUUGAGAAAUUGGUGUGGUAUCUAUUUAUGGAUGUCAUAUCCAGGUAUUGUUACCAAAAAAAAUAUCCGAGGUAUUGUACUCCGAUCAAGUUAUGCAUUUAUUAAAUGCUGAUGUUAUAAUCCA